AUGGCGAGUCUCCUGCCAUCAGUAUCGGUCGGCCGGACGGGCUCACCUAGCUCUACGUACAAGGCGGGCAGCACUGGCAAGGACCGCACCCAUGGAAGCGUCAGCAUUCCCAUUACCGGCAAUGCUCGAAAGACCCACAACGACCUCGAUUUCAACCUGGGAAACAGCAAAGCUCGCGUCAUGAAGCUUCUGGACGACCGCACACCCACCCACUUCAAAAAGUUCUUUGCGGGGCCGCUGUACGACAGCCUGCUUAACGCCUGCCUGUUGUACUUCACAUCGCGCUUCAUGCACGAUUGGAUUGUCAAGGCCAUGGAUAAGGCCCGUAAGCAGCACCUGGACGGUUACAACCCGUACGCGGUGGCUCAGAGGUUGUUGGAGCUUGAGGAGGAAAUGGAGCAGCAACGGCUGGAGCUGAGUCCCAUCUACUCGCAGAUCAUCCUGAAGUACAGCUCGUACGACAAGCAACAACAGGACCGCAUGUUCUUCGAGUGCUUGUACGACACACUGGUCAACAUUCUGUGUGAUGCCUUCUGCUCGCCCAAGAUGACGGGGGGGCAAAUGCCGUCAGGAUCAGCGGCACAGGCAGGGCCAGCGGCGCCGCCGGCGACGGCGGCCGCCGCCGCCGCGGCAGCGGCAGCGGCGGCGGCCGCUGCCGCGGCGGCCGCCGCCGCUGGCGCUGCCGGCCCCGACGGCAGCGGCGGCAGUCUGGCCGCUGAGCUGGCUGCCAACAGGCGGGCGGAGAUUGAGAGCGAGAUGGGCGGGCUGUUCCGAUCGCGACACUUCAACUGUAACCAUCGAAAGUACGAGCCGCCAAGGUCCGUGGACACUCUGGGAGUGAAGGAGAUGUACUCUCUGAAGCACGAGACCACCAACAGAGCCCUCAACGCCAAGAUGCUGUCGUCGCUGUACGCCAAGCCGCCAAGUCUGUCCGUGCAGGUCGCCUCCGUCACGAACUCCCCCCUCAUCUCGCAGUACAUAUCCUCCCCCAUAGUGGCGCGGGCCAAGGUGAAGGACCCCCUGGAGCGCAAACACAUGUUUGAAUCACUGGCGCGGGCGGAUAAGCCCUCCGCACGUGUACGGGUGUCCAAGGCGUUUCGGAGCAUGGCAGCGGCCAAGGGGGUGGACGUGAAUGGAAUCAAACGUACACACAGAUAUACAUACUAUAGCCGGCUCGCCUGCCUGUGUGCCUGUCUUGGGUGA
This is a messenger RNA of Volvox carteri f. nagariensis, 1203 nucleotides long. RefSeq lists its product as uncharacterized. The record is from RefSeq and is a predicted model, not a curated record. NCBI's taxonomy places the organism in Eukaryota, Viridiplantae, Chlorophyta, Chlorophyceae, Chlamydomonadales, Volvocaceae. The coding region runs from base 1 to 1203 and encodes 400 amino acids. The transcript is spliced from 8 exons.